CCACGAGAAAAUGGCCGCAGAGCUUCCCUCUGCCCUGCGGACACAAAUAGGUUUCUGUUUCUACUGACUCCUAGCGCUGGUGACGUCACAUAAUCCCAUGUCUGGCCGUCCCACUGUGCGAGUACGAGGGGUCCUCCCGGCCUAUGGGCAGCACCAGGCGUGGCCAAACGCUUACCUAGUAGCCCCUCCUGUAGUCAUUUCCGAUCGGCGGAUGGAUGAUAGUGCUGCAGGUCUUCAGACUAGAACGUCACCUCUGGGUCAGCCACUUCAAGCACUGGAGCCCUUUGUCAGUCUUCAGGAUGGACAUGGACAGUCGUAACAUGGCAGAGAGGAUAUUAAGUCUUGCCCUGGAGAUCAUCUGCCUGCUGACUGGGGAGGAUUACACAGUACUUAAGAAGACAUUUCGAGAGUGUGUGACAUCCAGAGGCCAUCCCCAUAAGUCAGGAAGACUGAGCAGGACCCAGAGCCCCAUCACGGAGCCUCCACCUCACUCACUGACACGUAAGAGGCACAAUGACCAGAAGAUCCUGGAACUCACCAACAAGAUCAUUCAGCUGCUGACUGGAGAGGUUCCUAUAAGGUGUGAUGAUGUCACCAUCUAUUUCACCAUGGAGGAGUGGGAGUAUAUAGAGGAACACAGGGGUCUGUACAAGGACGUGAUGAUGGAGAAUCACAGGCCCCUCACAUCACUGGAUGGGCCCAGUAACAGGGAGACCCCAGAGAGAUGCCACAGUCCUUAUUCCUCGGAUUAUACAGAGGAGGAUCACAGUAGCCCACAGGAGUAUCAGUGUGAAGACCUAAUUGUUAUUAAAGUAGAAGACCUAGAGGAAGAGGAGAUGAGUGCGAGGGGUGAGCAGCCGUAUAAGGAGGAGGAGGAAAUCCCUACAGCAGAUGGACAGAAGAAAAGUAUUCCCUCAGAACAUCUCACGUCGGCUCCAGACUGUGAAAUGGAAGGAAACAAAAUGGCACAAGGAAUAAACCCCAAUACGUCAGAUACACAUCCAUUACCUCACAGUGCAGCUGUAUCAUGUGACCCCUCUACACACGGCGGCCAUUUUCCCGAUCCCCAUAAUGACAAGUCACUACACAGCAGUCAUUCGCCUGAGAAGCCAUUUUCAUGUUCUGAGUGUGGAAAACGUUUCAAGCACGGGUCGAUCCUUGUUCGCCAUCACAGAGUUCACACGCCCAAGGAUUCAUUCAUUUGUUCCCAGUGUGGAAAAUGUUUUGCGCACCCAUCCAAUCUGGUUGCACAUCAGAGAAUUCACACGGGUGAGAAACCUUUUCCGUGCCCCGAAUGUGGCAAAUGCUUUGCCAAUAAAUCGACUCUUAUAGACCACCGAAGGAUUCACACAGGCGAGAAGCCAUUUCCCUGCCCGGAUUGCGGGAAAUGUUUUACACAGAAGUCCAGCGUGGUGGCCCAUCAGAGAAUCCACACCCGUGAGAAGCCCUUCCUCUGCUCCGACUGUGGAAAGAGCUUUUCACAUAAAACCAAUCUGGUCAAACACCAGAGAAUUCACACGGGCGAGAAACCGUUUUCAUGUCUAGAGUGCGGGAAAUGUUUUGCAGAGAAGUCAGAUCUGGUUAAACAUCAGAGAAUUCACACGGGUGAGAAACCAUUUUCCUGUUCUGAGUGCGGGAAAUGUUUUACGCAGAAAUCAACUCUCGUUGAACAUCAGAAAACUCACAGAUGAAGCUUUCACAUUUUGACUGUGGACAUAUUUUCACUCUAUUCAAUUUAGAAAAUUCUCACACCAAAUUAGGUUUGGGGGGGGGGGGGGACACGCAACCGCGUGUUUUCUGGGAGUGUCAGGAAAAAAGCAGGCGUGGCCAAAUGUUGUCAGGGCAGCUCUGUGACGUCCGCUCCGGCCCCGAUCAGCCUGAUUCUAUCGCACUCUAGGAGUAGGUCCUGGGUUAUUCACAGACUGGAAAAAUCAUUCCAUGGUGAGUGAGUUGUAAACGGAUUUGCAGCUGGCCGGUGUUUGCAAAGCUUUUCCCAUGGCGUACGCAUACAGUGUCGGACUGGGGCGUGAAGGACCCACCAGGUGAAUGCAUCGGUAGGGGCGCUUGUGUAGGAGUGUGGCCAAGUUCCAAAGAGGGUGUGGCCAGCAGCCACAUUUGUUUCUCUGACGUCCUAAGUGGAUGCUGGGACUCCGUAAGGACCAUGGGGAAUAGCGGCUCCGCAGGAGAC
Pseudophryne corroboree (corroboree frog) is the source of this 2188-nucleotide messenger RNA. RefSeq names its product oocyte zinc finger protein XlCOF7.1-like. The record is from RefSeq and is a predicted model, not a curated record. The transcript has 7 exons. Bases 216 to 1691 code for a protein of 491 amino acids. Gene Ontology annotation, biological process: regulation of DNA-templated transcription. NCBI's taxonomy places the organism in Eukaryota, Metazoa, Chordata, Amphibia, Anura, Myobatrachidae.